Paramuricea clavata is the source of this 213-nucleotide messenger RNA. The record is from the annotation of a GenBank genome assembly. NCBI's taxonomy places the organism in Eukaryota, Metazoa, Cnidaria, Anthozoa, Malacalcyonacea, Plexauridae.
AUGGAUAGUUUCAAUGAAGACCUGAAAGUACUAAAUUUAGAUGAUGAUUAUGAUCUACCACUAGUCGGACCGUCCUUAUUGAUAAAUAUGGAAAUAUGUAUGCAGCAGCAUGCCCCACAAAAACGACGAAUUAUAACUCUUCGUCCUUCAUCACCACGGUAUAAUGAGGAUAUUGGUAAAGAAAAAAUAAAUCGCAGGAAACUAGAGGAGUAG